GAAAAUUGGAAGAGCAAGCAAGAAAAUGAGGCGACUUCCGAUUGUCUUAUUGCUUUCGGUUUUUUCUAUAGCCAACUGUGCAAAGGUGGACGUGGAUCUUAUUAAUGAAACCAUUCGAGAUCUUCUUCAUUUUAAAAGUUCAGAUCCAAACGUUACCUCAUUCCACCGAUCAUCACACACUCUCACCGAGCAUAUGAAAAAUCUUUAUGAAAAUUUCAUUGACGAAGACUCGAAUGAAGAUGGUAAUCUGGUACGUGCCAUUGAGCCGGCAGUUGGAAAAUUCGAGGGACAGGAAGUCUUGGUGUUUGAUGUUGAAGGAUUUGAUUCCCAUGAAUCCAUUAUGCGUGCAGAGUUACAUUUCUACCUCAGAAGACGAGAUUCAUUUGCAAGAAGACGAUCUCGUCAAAUUCGGGCAAAGUCGGUUUGUGUGAAUGAGUACUGUAGGCAACAGACCUUGAAAAAGAUUCGAGUUGGAGGAGAUGAGAAUUUGGAAGAAUAUAAAGUUAUUUGGGAUGCAACAAAAUCAGUUUUCGAUUCAUAUCAUUUGGAUGCAAAGCAAGCAGUAUUUCGUAUUACAAGAGAACAUUCAAAGAUGAGACCUUAUGCUGAAAUGAUUCGAAAAAGUACACCAUUCCUUGUGAUUUAUUCUAAAGUUAAUCAUACUCUGGAUACUGUAUCAGUUAUGAAACAAACUGAACAGACAAAAAGAAAGAGAAGAGAUUUGGGAAAUGAAGAAUUGAGAGAAUAUUAUAAUUAUAACUCGAUUCCAUUGGAUAAUGAUGAUCGUGAGCCAAUAAAGAGAAAGAAUGGAAAAAAGAACAGUUUAUCUGAGGAAAUUUCAUCAGAAGAUGUUUGGCAAGGUUUUGGAGAAGAGACUUCAAGAGAAGAAAGAGAAAGAAUUGCAAAUGAAGAACUGGCUAAUGAUGUUCGAGUUGUGCUUUUGCAAAAUAAAAAUCGUUGUCACAAAGAGGGAGUUCUGGUUAGUUUGAAGCAUUUUGGAUGGGAUCGUUAUGUCAUUGAACCAAAAACAAUUGAAACAUCAUUCUGUAAAGGAAAGUGUGCGAAACCAAUGUUAACGAGUGGAAAAGCUUCAAAUCAUGCUAUGCUUCAAUCAUUGUUUGCUGCGGAACCAGUUUGUUGUGCUCCAACUAAUUUGAAAUCCUUGAACUUUUGGUACAGAGACGAAAAAGGACGUACAGUAAUCCGUAAUUACUCAAAGAUGCUCAUUGGCUCAUGCUCUUGUCUUUAAGUUUAUUAUUUUUCUUUCGUUAUAGUGUAUAACUGCAACUCUAUUUUCUUUAUCUUGCCUCUUCUGUCUGUACAUCUUCCCUACCUCUACUUAAUCCCAAAUUCUAUUACUUUCUUUCAUAAUAACUGACAAUGAAUCUCAAUUUUUCUGCUCUCUUUGUUUCUUGGCAAAUAUACUUCUAAAUUUUCCAAUGAAAACUCACAAAUCUGAAUUUGUUUAACUUUGAACGUUUAAAUAAUUAAAAUUCAUAGAACCAACUGAAUAAAGUAAAAAUGUACCUC
Molecule: messenger RNA, 1530 nt
Organism: Caenorhabditis elegans
Lineage: Eukaryota; Metazoa; Nematoda; Chromadorea; Rhabditida; Rhabditidae
Gene: unc-129
Product: BMP-like protein unc-129
Exons: 5
Coding region: 26-1249 (407 amino acids)
Cellular component (GO): extracellular region
Molecular function (GO): growth factor activity
Source: RefSeq, marked reviewed